Messenger RNA from Spodoptera exigua (beet armyworm), 3888 nucleotides. NCBI's taxonomy places the organism in Eukaryota, Metazoa, Arthropoda, Insecta, Lepidoptera, Noctuidae. The record is from the annotation of a GenBank genome assembly.
UUUUGUGGUUGAUUGACUUAUUCCAUAGAUUCGUCAAGUUUUGCAAAAUUAUUAAUCACUUCAACUACAAUAACGUUUUCAUUUUAUUUAUUAUUCGUUUAUGUAGUAUUAAAGAAAUAAAUUGCAAAUUAACUUACUACAAGUAACUAACAGAUUAGUGUAUAAACGGUGGUCAAUUACGUUAAGUAAUUUUCUUAUGAUGUGUAAAAUAAUUUGUUUUAAUGAGUGUUAAUUUACUUUUGGGUAUCCCCUUUUGUUAUUUAUGACAAUUCUAUACGAAUGCGUAAAUAAAUAAACUAUAAAAAGACUAGCUCAUCUGUAGCUAGCACAACUAAUUUUGGUUAUUGGAAAUGUACUAGGCUGUUUGGAAAAAUAAUGCAAUGUACGCUCCAGAUAAUAGAAGAAAGGAUGCCAGAGAUGUUAUAUAUCGCAGCAAUUCAAGUCUUGACUUGAUAUAUGCUGAACAUCCAUCCGGGAAUGGUUUGAGACGGGAGUACGGAAGUCAUGGUUCAAUUGACGUAAUUGGAGGUGCGAACGAUCGUUUACCCGCGAUGGUACAUAGCUACAGCGGUGUGUCAGCGCCAGAAAAGACACCUGGUCUCAACCGCACUGUAGAUAGAAUUGCUGACGGCCUAACAACGGACCAUGCAGAUGGACCUCCAUCGAGAUCGAGUGCCAGCCCUAAACCGCGACUCAAAUUGAAUAAACUAUGGGGUGGCGCAGCACCCGUGUUAAACCGUGCUCCUCUAGAUGAUAGUGGUCUGUCAGCAGUAGCUGAUGUAAACAAGAGGAAGCAGUUUGCUCACUAUGAUUGCCAAUCGCUUAUGGCCAACUUAACCUAUGCUGCUGAGAUCCGUGGAGCAUUGUUAAGCAGGCGUCGAAAUACUACAACAGGAGCAUCAGCAGCUUCUUUGCUAGCAACUCGUGGGCUGCCUCCUGGAGAAGAUGCAGUUCCAGAUACAGGAGAUGGAAGAUCAAAUGAGUUGCUAGAAAGCUGUCCAUUCUUCAGGAAUGAACUGGGAGGUGAAGAAGAGCGAUGUGUGUCACUAUGUUGGAAGACUGCUCGCGGUGCUAUACUAGGCCAGUCAGGAGGCUGGCACCGUCCUCGCGCCGCUUACGGGAUUUCUAUGUUAGAGUUCCCUCCCGGACAAACACAUUGGCGUCACGGCUGCCCAUUCGCCAGAUCCCUUUCACCAUUCCCAAUAGAAAGCCAGGAUUUAGGAGCUUUGUACUACAGAAAUUAUUUCUACAAUCAACCUCAUCAAAAUUGGUUUGGCAUGGACGAAAAUCUUGGGCCCGUGGCGAUAUCUAUAAAGAAGGAGAGGGUGGAGCUUCGUCGUGGAGGUGGCGAUGUGUCUGCUCCCGCAUCACAGUUGGCAUGGCAGUACCGCCUCAUCUUACGCACCUCUGAAUUACUUACGCUACGCGGGUCUGUGCUCGAAGAUGCUUUGCCCACAACAAAACCAAGCAACAAUAGUGCUACAUACAACACUAAGGAUGUUCUGGAAUAUGUCGCUCCAGAGUUACAAGUUAACUGCUUGAGGCUGGGUAUCAACAAUGGUGGCGCCGAAGAACAACUUUUACGAUUAGAUGAACAAUGCGUUACAAGACAUUACAAAGUUGGAGUCAUGUACUGCAAGAGCGGCCAGUCAACUGAAGAAGAAAUGUACAAUAACCAAGAAGCUGGACCAGCUUUUGUGGAAUUUCUCAAGAUGUUGGGCCAAACAGUUAGAUUAAAAGAUUUUGAUAAGUAUAAGGCUGGUCUGGACAACAGAACUGACUCGACUGGACUGUACUCUGUAUUCACCACGUACCAGGGUUGUGACAUAAUGUUCCACGUGUCCACCAUGCUGCCGUAUACUCCCAACAACCGACAACAGUUGCUGCGGAAGCGCCACAUCGGCAAUGAUAUUGUAACCAUUGUCUUCCAAGAGCCUGGUGCGGCGCCGUUCACCCCACGGAAUAUCCGGUCGCAGUUUCAACAUGUUUUUGUUGUAGUUAGGGCUAUAGAUCCAUGUACAGAGAAUACGCAUUAUAGUAUAGCUGUCAGUCGUGCUAAAGAAGUGCCUUUGUUUGGACCUCCGAUAAAAGAUGGUGCGAUAUAUCCCAAGGGCGAAGCCUUCACUGACCUAUUGUUAAGUAAAGUUAUAAAUGGCGAAAAUGCUGCUAUUCAAUCACCAAAGUUUAGUACAAUGGCAACGCGCACGCGUCAAGAGUACCUGAAAGAUUUAGCGAAGAAUUAUGUGACUGCAAGUACUGUGGAAACAGGACAAAAGUUCUCUAUUUUCUCGUCGUUGCUUAUGAAAAGUGGAAGUAACUCGACAAACAAUACUUUGAUCACACGAGUCGAAAACUGUACGAACGACGUUUUAGUUGGUGGCGCUCUCUGUUUUCACGUGCAAGUACAAGAUGAAGGUGCAGGCGGUUCUCUGCUAGACUGCAUUAUGGGGGUGUCGGCUGACACCGUGGUGUUCGUCGAGGACAGUACCAGGCAAAUCGUACUCGUUCUACCUACCAGCUCGUUACUCGGGUGGGUGGUGAGUGGAGGUUGGACUCGAGUGUACUACCACCGCGGCGAGAGUGUGAGACUGCGAGGCGGUGGCGAAGCCCUACUGCGGCGGCUGAGCAGCGUGGCCCCGCCCCACGCCCAUACUUUGGCUGAGAUCACACUCGAGCGCGGCUCACAGCCUCAACUCGGUUUCCACGUACAGCCGGACGGGCUAGUAACAUUAGUGGAGAGCUCGGGCUGCGCGGCUCGGGCGGGGAUCAAGCGAGGCGCGCGACUGUUGGAGGUCUGCCGCGCCGCCGUCGUAGCUCUGCAUCACGACCAACUCGUAGAUCUCCUUAAAACCUCGGACCCUGUUACCGUGACGGUGACAUUCGCGUCGAGUACGAAGUGUCAGUGCGAGACGGGGCUGGAGGAAUGCGGGCUGGCGCCGGGCCGCGGGGACGCCCAGCAGCCCGGCCGGCCGCGCCGGGCGUACGAGCGGGGACACUCCCCGCCACGCUCCGACAGCUCCGGAUACGGGACAGGUGGAUCAUGUCGCAGUGGGCGUCGGUCCCCGCAGACGUCCCCGUUGCCCGAGGCAGUGCGGCGUCGCUCUCACGACGACGCGGCUUCCCCGCGACACAAUCGACACAAACGUGCCUCCGCCAACACUUCAUCGCUCACUGAGGAUCUUAUCCGAAUGAUGGACGCAGAGCUGGGUGAGGGUGGUCGAGGCUCUGCAGUGAGUGGUACAGGGGGCUCCGGACCAGGUGGGGCGGCGCCCCUGCCACUGCCUGACGCGGGAGCCCUGGACUGGGCUGCGCUAGUACAUACUGCCACGAGGGCUAUGCUUCAGAUCUGUGAAGAACAUCAGUACCCGUCCAUGGACAACACGGAUCCUUCAUUAGAGACCCUACCGAACGAACCUACCACCGACUCUUGGAAUGAUGUUAGUGCUACGACGGAGCCAGUUCCUGCGGUGGUGUCGGGUAGCGCUGUCAGUGCGACAGAUACGUGUGCGUGUGGUCUGGCCGGCCGUGUCGCCGCGCUGGAGAAUGACGCCGCCGCCGCGCAGCGACACCGACACCAACUCGAGGAAGAGGUUCGUCGAUUACGCAGACACAACGCACGACUUCGUGAGGAGUCUGCGAGAGCGGUGUGGCAGCUGAGACACUUCACGCAGUGGCUUAAGAGGACCGUCGACCGACAGUGAAACUACGAAACAAACCCACACGUCCAACAACAAAAUACUCGAGAAUACGUAUGGUCACAAAUUGAUUUAUACAAUUGGAGGGUUGUGAAUAAGCGUUAAAAUUCGAUUGUUUUUAACCUAAAGUAAAAAGCCUUACUUGACAUCUAACAAUAUUUCAUAUGAGUAGUAUUAAAUACUUAGAAACGCG